Molecule: messenger RNA, 791 nt
Organism: [Candida] anglica
Lineage: Eukaryota; Fungi; Ascomycota; Pichiomycetes; Serinales; Debaryomycetaceae
Source: the annotation of a GenBank genome assembly
UCAGAGAUUAAACUUGAAAAAUAUAGUUGGAAACCAUGGCUCAAGUUUUCAUUUUAACUGGUGCAUCCAAGGGGAUUGGUGCUGCAAUUGCGGAGUACAUUUUGUCAGCAAAUACAACCACCAAAUUGGUUGCCGUGGCAAGAUCAUCAACUCAAUUGGAUGCUUUGAUUGAGAAAUAUGGGAGCGAUAGAGUUAUUGCGAUUGUAGGAGAUGUCUCGGACGAGUCCACUUCACAAAGAGCCGUAUUAGGGGCAGUUGAAAAAUGGGGACGUGUUGAUUCAAUAAUAGCAAAUGCUGGUGUAUUAGAUCCCGUAGGACCAGUUUCAAAAUCUGAUGUGACUUCAUGGAAGAAAUUGUUCGAUAUUAAUUUGUUUGCAGUGGUUGAUUUAAUUGCUAAGCUGCUUCCAGAACUCCGUAAGAGUCAUGGAAGAAUUAUAGCAGUUCUGCUGGGUGCAUCCACCAAGUCUUAUGAUGGGUGGAGUGCGUAUGGAGCCUCCAAGGCUGCACUUAACCAUUUGAUUCAAUCUGUUGCUGAAGAGGAAAAGGGCGUUGUAUCUGCCAUUUCUAUUGCUCCCGGUGUGGUGGACACAGAUAUGCAAGUGGAUAUUAGACAGAAAUUUGGCGCUAAUAUGAAGCCAGAAGCAUUGAAAAGAUUCACUGAUUUACACAGUAAGGGAGAAUUACUCCCUGCCCUGGUCCCAGCCGCUGUAUAUGGUAAAUUGGCAUUGAAUGGAUGGGAUUCCGAGUUGAAUGGUAAAUACUGGAGAUACAAUGAUGAAGUGUUUAAAUAG